AUGAGCGACGACGAUCAUCCUGUGCGCUUUCCAACGCCCUGGUACAAGCGACCUCGCAUUCCCUUCGGUCUGGCACUUCUGUCCGUCGUAGUUACGACGUCUGCGGCCAUCGCCAUCCCUCUCGCGGUCCUCUCAUUCAACGGCGCAACGAGGGCGACGGAUUCCAUGACCGAGGCGCUGAGGGUGCAGCUUGUGAAAUCCGUGUCGGAAGACGUGAUUCGCUUAGCUUCCAGAUGCUUUGCGGCCCUUGACGAUAUCCAAAGUCUUGACAACAUAGGGAAGUAUCUGGCUGCCUACAAAGUAAACGAGACUACGAAGAUCACGGAUGAACCGUACAAGUCCUUGAUCGUCAACGAUCUGAUCACCGUUGCUAGUCGCUACGGACUUAUCGUUGCCUAUAAUGUAGCUGGACGUCUUCCUGCAGUCGGAAAUGCGGAGGACUUGCUCGUCGGACCGCUCGUUCCGCCGGGGGUGUACCCUGCCCGAAUAUGCAACGACUUGAACGUUACCCAUCAGAGUUGCGAUAACGGCGUGUGGAUGAAGAUGGGCAACACCUGGGAUCGAACGAUCACCUUCGUUCCCUCGCCUCCUCCUGUUCCUUUUGUUCCAAACGAGCCCCGCAAGACCGACGAGGCACUUCCUGCGACCGAGGCUGGGAUGUGGAUGCCAACCUCCAUCUUCUUAAGUCAAGGGGACUAUAAACCCAUUAAGGCCUGUUUUAGAGCGCCUUCCUUUUUCGACAGGACUCCGCCGACCAGCCCCACGGACAUUCGCAUGGGGAACUACACAGCGAUAUACAGCGCUGUGUAUGAACUCGGCGACAUCACGAAGUACUUAAUGACCGUGACGCCUACGCCGAACUCCGUGGUUGCAGUAUUUGACAUUAAGGACGGCGGCCUUGUCGGGGUGAGCAAACCAAAUCUCACCGUCAAGCCUGCCAACGAUGGCGUUGUGAACAUUAUCGACGUAAAUCACCGUCUCCUGCGCGAAGCCGCGGCCUCCAUGCAUUCCCACUACGGGCAGACAUGGACGAAGGUCCCAGACCGCGUGGAUAUGGAAGUGAGCACAUCGCAAGGACAAGCCCUCGUUAGUCUUAAGACCAUCACAACGGACAUCCCGCUUGGAUGGGUGGUAUUCAUCGUGAUCCCCGAAUCCGAUCUGAUCGGGGCGAUGACGGACGCGCGCAAACGUGCCGGGAUAGCAGUAGGCAUUACCUCCGUCUGCGCGUUCCUCCUCGCCGUCGCUGUCAGCUAUGUCUUCGUUUGGCCGAUCAAGCGACUUUCUCUCGUGAUGGAAGCCGCGACAAAGUUCGAUUUCUCGGCGGUGUCCACGGGCGGAAUGCAGAAGCGGUCGUUCCUGCUUGAGUUGGCGACGAUGGAGGAAGCGUUCGCCGUUAUGUUGAGGAAGUUCUCGACCGCCAUUGUGGCGAACAAGAAUCUGGCAAGUCGAGGGGGUGGGACGAGCUCAAUGACGACCUCGCGGGACCAGAUGGCUGCGUCGCUCGCGGCGUCUAAGGCAAAGUUGUUGAAAAAUUUGUCGGCGAACGCUCUACCUUCAUAUUAA
Messenger RNA from Fimicolochytrium jonesii, 1563 nucleotides. RefSeq lists its product as uncharacterized. Bases 1 to 1563 code for a protein of 520 amino acids. The record is from RefSeq and is a predicted model, not a curated record. NCBI's taxonomy places the organism in Eukaryota, Fungi, Chytridiomycota, Chytridiomycetes, Spizellomycetales, Powellomycetaceae. The transcript has a single exon.